Messenger RNA from Paramecium tetraurelia, 843 nucleotides. RefSeq lists its product as uncharacterized. The transcript has 5 exons. The record is from RefSeq and is a predicted model, not a curated record. Lineage: Eukaryota; Ciliophora; Oligohymenophorea; Peniculida; Parameciidae. Gene Ontology annotation, molecular function: zinc ion binding.
AUGAAUUCCUCUAUGCAAUUCAUACCAGAUCUUAAUCUUGACAACUAACCUGAUGACUAAAUUUCUCCUAGAAAGGAAAUAAUCAAGAAAGGAAUUUUGAAGACUUUUUAUUAUUAGGAUGUGAAAAGAAGAAAGCUGAUUGGAUGUAAUAUAUAUGUGAAUGAAAUGAAUGAAUAGUAAUUAUAAUUAUCUAAAAGAGGAUUGACUUGCAGGAUAUGCAUGAAUGAGGAAGAAACUUCAAGAUUUAUUAUGCCUUGUGCAUGCAAAGGAAGCCUGUAAUAUAUACAUGAAGAGUGUUUAAAACUUUGGAUCCUUUAGAAAAAUGGCAUAGAAGAUGUAUUUAAAGACAGAAUUAAAUGUGAAUUAUGUUCACAAAAAUUUCGUAUGCGAAUGCAAUUACACAAUCACUUUGAGAAAUCUCGAUUUUGGGAAGUACCAAAACACUAAAAGAUAUGUUGGCUUAUUUAACUUUUCUUUAUUUUUGCUAUAAUUAGUUCUAUUGCUGUAUUAUUUACUAAUUUUGGGCUAUCUAACAUAGGAGUAGAUGCUGUCAUGACUUUGUUGAUAGUGCUGUGUUUAAUUUUAAUAGUAUAUCUUGCUGCAAGUGUUAUUGCAUUUCAUUAAGUAGAAAUGAUUGAGAAUUGGACAAUAAGUAAUUAUCGACCAAGAAGAGAUACGAAAUAGGGUAGCUUUUUUUAAUUAUAAUCUUAAAUGGGAUAAAGUGUAACUGGUAGUCCUAUAGUUCGGAAAAAGACAGCAUCGGUUCAUCCGAAUGGACUAAAUAACUUAUAAGUCAUUUAAGUCAACUAACUCAUGACUAGUACAAAUAUCUCUGAAUAAUGA